UAAUAGUCUCGUAUCCUUACCAGACUCUAGUAGCUAUACUGGUUGCUCCUAUAGACAACUCAUAAUGUGUGACCACAAACACACAGUCUAACCUCUUGUCUUGUUCACCUUGUCCAGAGGAAGGUUAGGAAUGAGAGGCAACUGAAGAUUUAUGAGAAGAGAAGAGCUGCCCUCCAACAGAGACUGUCUGGUGACAUCACUGACCAGGACCGGAGACAACUGCAGGGAGAGCUGGAGGAGGUGGAGGGGGAGAUCAAGAAGUGUGUCUCAGGCAUACAACGAUGUGAGGGGAACAUACAUAUGUGUGAGAAUAAGAUUGCUAGGAUACGAGGAGAAGGAGAGGAGAGGCGGAGAAAGGAAGAAUCGAAGCUAUCAGCAAAGCGGUUGUUUGAUGAGGCGAUGAAGCACGGACACGUCUCGGUCAACAUUGUCAACAUGCUUGUGUUUGGACCUGCGGGAACAGGGAAGACCAACCUCAAGCACCUGCUAACUGACAAGCCCCCUCCACUACAGCGAGACAGCACUCCUUGUAUGGAAAAGCCAGUACGCAUUCGACCCGUGUCCAACACGAAAUUCAAGACAACUAGUACUGGAAGAGGCUGGAAAGAGAUGUCUCAGCCAAAGAUGCUCAAUCUACUAGCUCAAAUCAUUGCCAAGUUACCAAAAGAAAGCACCGAUCACCUAGUUGGAAAAAUCACUGAUCGCUCCAUGGCAUCAAGGAUUGUCAAUGGCUUGAGGAACAUGAUGAUGGCAUUCAAGAGGAUGACCACAACCAAGACAACUUCUGGUUCCAAAUUGAGCCCAUCGACGAACGAUUCCGAUGAACUUUCUGGCUCUGCAAAAAUGUUGGACAAAGCCAUUGAUGAAGUGAUAGCGAGUGUAGUGAGUGGUGUGGCAGAAGAGCUGAAGCCAGCCACACAGGGAACUGACCAACUGUCGAGCAGUGACCAGCAAGAAGGAGAACUGUUUGAUUCCAACUGGGUGUAUGUUACCGACUGCGGCGGCCAGCCGCAAUUCCACGACGUCAGCCCUCUCUUCAUCAAGCACAUUUCGGUGGCGUUGAUAGUCUUGCGUUUGAUUGACGAACUCUCCAGUUUCCCUUCUGACGAGUACUACAAGGAUGGGCAGCUUGUUGGUAGUCCUCAUGCAUCUCACAUGACGCUCGGGGAGACACUUCAGAGUCUCAUUCGAUCCAUUGAGUCCCAUACCUCACAAGACAAGAAGCCGAAGAUGAUCUUUGUGGGCACAUUCUUUGAUCAGCUGAAGAGCUCGAAUACACUUAUCAAGAGGAAUAAAGAGAUUCUCGACAUGCUGCCACCCGAUAUCAAGAAGCUAUUGGUGUACGAAAAUCUUGGAUUGAACAAUCUGAUUUUUGGUCUCAACACAAUCAGCCGAGAAGAAGAUUCACUGGCCACUGCCAAUAGGAUUAGAAUUGCUAUUGAGGACUCUAUUCCGCUACAAGUCAAAAUGCCCAUCUGGUGGUCCUUCUUGGAUUCACUUCUCCAGAGUUUAUCUGCCAGUCUCGAGCGAGGUGUACUAGGCAUUGAAGAAUGUCUCCAAUUAGCCACUCGAUUUGGUUAUUUGCUCAAAGAUCUUGAAGCUGCUCUGGUCUUCUUUGACAACGUGUGUAUAGCGCACUACUAUCCCUCCAUUCUCCCCAACACAGUGUUUGUGGAUGCCCAGAUUCCACUAGACAAGAUCACCGAGCUCUCACAGCACGCCAUCUCCCUGAGGACUGCAAGCUCUACUGUUAGCCCAGGAGGGACAGGCGCCGAAUGGAAGAGAUUUCGAGACGAGGGCAUAAUCACUUUAAAGUUUCUACGAUUCUUCAAUAAGUAUUACGUUGAAGGCAUAUUUUCUCCAGAAGAUAUGCUGUUGAUCAUGAAAGAUCUUCUUGUGAUUGCUCCCAUUCCUCUAGUGGAAGCCACUCCCCACCAAGCCGAGUUCUUCAUGCCAUCUCUACUCACAUCGAUCCCACCUGCUGAGCUAGACAAGAUUCGUUCCUCCUUCACAACAUCACCCCUCGCUGUCUACUUUCGUAGUGGGUGUAUUCGCUCUGGAGUAUUUUGCUGUCUAGUUGUGGACGUGAUCAAGAGGCUGGGCUGGAAAGUUUUGCUUCCCUCAGGGGAAGCAAACAUUUUAGCUAAAAAUUGUAUCCAGCUAGAAAUCCCCAAUCUCCCGUGCACCGUGGUUCUGAUCGACUCCUUCUCGUAUCUUGAAGUGUAUAUCGAUGUGCUUUUUGCUCUUCGCAAACAAGUAUGCCCUACAAUUCGAAACGAAAUUUUGAUCAGCAUUAAAUCAUCGUUUGAAAUGUUGCAUUACAACAACGACACACCCGAGACAGCCAUCUUUUGCCCAUGCAGCAAGAAAAGCACUGGAAGCAAAUUGCACCUUGCCGAUGUCAGUGAACGGAAUGGCUGUAAGUUUUGGAAGUGUUCCCUUCAGACACGUGUGUGGGGAGAGCUCAGUGAUGAAGAUAGAAUCUGGUUGGACGAUAGCGAAGGUUCUGGUGAAUCAUCCUCUGCUACUGGAGGUACUUGUACGAAGACUGAGAGAAAGAGUGAUCAGCAGCAAUACUCCGUCCAUCAAUGUGGGACUCUGGCCAAUGUUGUUAGUAGCACUGGAUCUAGAAUGAGUGAUCAACAGCCUUGUUUGAGUAAUUCUGUAAUGGAAGAUGUGUGCUUGAAGACGGAAGUACAUGAUCAUGAUCAGCGAGAUACUUCUAACAAAUCAUCUCCUGCAAUGGAACAUGUGCUCAAUGAUCAACAUGCCAGUGAAUUGUCCUCUGUUAUAGUAAUGGAAGAUGUGUGUAAGAAGACUGGAGUGAGGGACCAACAACUAGAUCAAGAAAUCCCUGAGAGUGACAUCAUUCUAAUCGCGGAGAAAUUUCCACACCUGCUGAGCGUGCACAAGGCUUUGACAAUUAAUGAUCUGCAACAUGUUUACGAGAAACUACACACUGCACAUGCAAGUGCCAGCCCUCACUGGUUCAAUCUGGGAUUGGCUCUAGGUCUCAGUCAUCCUGUUCUCACCAAUAUCAAUAGUGAUAACCGUGAAAAGAAUUUGUUGUGCUUUCGUGAAAUGUUGGCUGAGCUCCUGAGUACACAACAUGUAACAUGGAGUCUCCUUUCAGACGCUCUCAAAAAGCCCACAGUGGAUCUCAUCAAUUUGGCUGAUAGCAUCACAGUCAAUCAAUCCACAACUCCUAACCUGCUCGAUCGACUCAACCUCACCCCAGCCGACCUCGGUGAUGUAACUGAAGUCACACGUCGUUAUGGCAAUCAAGCUGGAGUGGCUCAUGCAUUGGGAGCGUGGCGAAGAGUGAAUCCUUCCAGAGCUACCUUCAGGGCCUUGGUGGAAAUUACCAUAGGACUGAGAAGAGGAGACACUGCUACAGACAUUUGUAGAUUCAUUGUAGACAAUACAAGUGGAACUGACCGAAACUGAUUUAUAUACCUAAUGUUUUUAUUGAUACUAUUUUGUCUGUAAUGCUUUGCUUUUCUGAACACAUUAUUUGUAGUCUCUG
Halichondria panicea is the source of this 3526-nucleotide messenger RNA. RefSeq lists its product as uncharacterized. The transcript has 10 exons. NCBI's taxonomy places the organism in Eukaryota, Metazoa, Porifera, Demospongiae, Suberitida, Halichondriidae. Bases 301 to 3447 code for a protein of 1048 amino acids. The record is from RefSeq and is a predicted model, not a curated record.